Messenger RNA from Micropterus salmoides (largemouth bass), 846 nucleotides. It is a transcript of the gene gcshb, whose product is annotated as glycine cleavage system protein H (aminomethyl carrier), b. The transcript has 6 exons. Gene Ontology annotation, biological process: glycine decarboxylation via glycine cleavage system; protein lipoylation. The record is from RefSeq and is a predicted model, not a curated record. Bases 50 to 592 code for a protein of 180 amino acids. Lineage: Eukaryota; Metazoa; Chordata; Actinopteri; Centrarchiformes; Centrarchidae. Gene Ontology annotation, cellular component: mitochondrion; cytoplasm; glycine cleavage complex.
AAGCGUCUGUGCACUCGAUUAAAGAGGAGUCGACACACUGGGAGUGAAGAUGGCGAUGAGGGCAGCGCUGCGGUGCCUCUCUGCAAACUUUCCCCGCACACUGCCUCAGCUCUCGACAGCAGCGCAGGUUUCAGCGACUCGGCUGCUGUGGAGGAGCGACUCUCCGCGGACACUGAGCACGACCUCGGCCCUGUCCACAGUAGAUCAACCAGAUCGAGCCCUAAAGCUCACAGAUAAGCAUGAGUGGGUGAAGGUGGAGGGGGGAAUUGGCACCGUUGGCAUCAGCAAUUAUGCUCAGGAAGCAUUAGGUGACGUGGUAUACUGUGGACUCCCUGAAGUUGGCCAGAGACUUGAACAAAUGGAGGAGUUUGGUGCCUUGGAAAGCGUAAAGGCUGCCAGUGAGCUAUACUCACCGCUGACGGGAGAAGUGACUGAAAUCAACACGGAACUGGCAGAGAAUCCUGGACUUGUGAAUAAAGCCUGCUAUGCAGAGGGGUGGCUAAUCAAGAUGACGAUUGAAAAGCCUGAAGAACUCGAUAGCCUCAUGGAUCAAGCUGCGUAUGAUAAAUUUAUUAAGUCACUUGAAGAGUAAACUUGUAAACUUGCUGUGCUGUUUUAUAAUGUAACUGCAAUCAAAGAUUAGUGGGAAGGAUUACUAACAUUUUGUGUCACUUACAAGGUUAGGAUUUUUUAGCUACUAGCCAACCUAAAGGGCUCUUCAUCACAAGAUCUGUCAGUAUUAUUAUCCAGUGUCAAAUGUGCACAGAUGUGCGAAGAGACUGCAAAGUGAUUGUUGUAAGUGCCAUGUCAAAAAUAAAAUGUGGUCAUUAUGUUUGAAUAAAAUCA